This is a messenger RNA of Sipha flava (yellow sugarcane aphid), 1253 nucleotides long. RefSeq lists its product as uncharacterized. The coding region runs from base 218 to 1252 and encodes 344 amino acids. The record is from RefSeq and is a predicted model, not a curated record. Gene Ontology annotation, biological process: rRNA processing. NCBI's taxonomy places the organism in Eukaryota, Metazoa, Arthropoda, Insecta, Hemiptera, Aphididae. The transcript has 6 exons.
AGUGACGAUAACAGUUAUCGCGCGCGAUGUGCGAGUACGGGAUUUUUGAAAACCGAGGCAUCAACAUUUUUUUCACGAAUAUUCGUGAUCGUGACACAAUUGUCUUAUGCAUUGUUUCGUCAUGAUGUCAUAAGCUCAAUGAAAAAUCUAAUUCGACAGCACGCCCGUGACGAACGAUAUUUCACUGGACACUCGUUUACCGCCGAGACCGUACGAUAUGUUUCACCAAACGCAUUGCACGUCGUCGGGCUCGCUGUUUAAAAAUCUGCUGCGUUGUUCACAAUCGAUAUUAAAAUGCAACGCGUCGUCGUUGGACGGGAGAAUGAUGAACAAAGUAAUGGGUCUCACCCGAAAAUCCAAAAAAGUAUGGUACCAGUCCAAUGUUGGAGCCAAUCCUACCUUUGAGGAGCUCAUGAAACAGACGACCAAAAACAAUGCAGGCCGUCAGGCUAACAAACGAGUGGAUGUACUGAACAAGUUGAUAAUGAAAAAUAUUACCGACAUCAUGGCGACUGGUGAACAGUCGGAAAAACUUAUUGGGUUUGGUCUAGAAGUAUCAAAGGUUACUAUUGCAGGGGAUUAUCGAUCAGUUAAUGUGUUUUGGAUGGCUAGUAAAUCCGAAGAUGAUUCCCAAUUAGAGCAACUAUUACAGUCUAUAAGUGGUCCACUGAGACAUGAAUUAUCUAGAUUAAGAAUUAUGGGAGAAAUUCCAAAAAUACAAUUUGUCAAAGAUAAGACCUACUCAAAUAUUGCAGCAGUUGAUCGACUAUUAAAUAAAGCAGACUAUGGUGAUGAUUUUAUACCAACUUGUCCUGCGUUAUUGAAGAAUCAUUCUAUAGUUUUCACCAGCAUUGAUCCAGAGAUUAAAGAAAAAAUCAAAGAAUUAGAGUUAAAUGAAAAUUUAGAGGAGAGCUAUGAAGAUGAUAUAAUUCCUGAAAUGAAAAUGGAUGUAAUGGGUCUUGAUCAUAGUGCAAUAAUGACUAGAUUGAACGCUUCUAUACAAAAGGCUAAAGCUGUUCAUCGCCUAUCUAAUAAUGAACAAAAUAAAAAAAAUAUCAAAAUUGAAAGUGUUGCAGAACCUCAAUAUUUGUCAUUUACAGAUUUUGUAAAAAAAAGAAAAAUUCAAGAAGCCAAAGCUUUAGGUAGGAGAAGAAGUAGAUCAAUUGAGAAGGAAAUUUAUGACCAAGAAUUUUCAUUAAGUAAUGAAGAAGAAGAUAAUACUAAUAUAGAGGAAUUUCCAUUUAAAAUUUAAA